AUGAGGCUGCUCACGCACAAUCUGCUCGCUUGCCACGCCAAGGCAUGCCAGACCACCUCGAACAACUUCCCGCUCAUCCUCAAGGACGUCCAGCUCGAGCUCAUCGAGGCCGAGCCCAACGACACUUUCGUCAAGGGCUUCCUUCCCAAGCUCGACUGGCCCGCACUGGUCAAGACGGCGCGUAGCCUCGGAGACACUUCGCUUCCAGAUCAAGGUCCGGACGCUUCGCAACCGCUCGAGGACGAGGCGCUGAUCAAGCUGCUUCACCAUGUGCUGCUCGAGAUCCACGUCGUCGAAGGCCAGAUGAUCUGCCCCAACUGCCAACACAUCUACCAGAUCCGCAGCGGCAUCCCCAACAUGCUGCUGGCCGAGCACGAGAUCGGAAACGGCGACGCAAAGGCCACCCAGCCAGGAGUGACUCUCGAAAGAGCAACACCUCCACGUCCGUCUACCAUCGCGAGCUUCAACCCUUUCGGUCGCGACCAUUCAUCCUUCCCUCCUCUUUGCGUCCGCAUCGACAUCCGCAUCCGCACUUCACAUCUGCCUCCUCGUCAUCUGCGCCAGGCGAGCACCGCCACAAUGGCGUCCUUCUUCUCCUUCUCGUCCCCAGUCGACGUCGACGUGCGUCUCGACGCAGAGGAUGACCGCAAACAAGUCGAAAUCAAGAUGGACAAGGCGGGCAAGGAAAAGUGCCCCAUCUACUUUGACGGCGAAAGCGUAAAGGGCUCCGUAUCCGUCCGCGUGCGCGACGGCAAAAAGCUCGUGCACGAAGGAAUCAAGAUCGAGUUUGUCGGCAGCAUAGAGAUGUUCUACGAUCGCGGUAACCACUACGAGUUCCUCUCGCUCGUACAGGAGCUCGCCUCGCCCGGCGAGAUGCGCGCAGCACAGAACUUUGACUUUGAGUUCAAAAACGUCGAAAAGCAGUACGAGAGCUAUAACGGCAUCAACGUAAAGCUCAGAUACUACAUCCGCGUCACCAUAUCCAGGCGGCUCACCGACGUCGUCAAGGAGCGCGACAUCUGGGUGCACUCCUACCGCAUGCCCCCAGAUUCCAACAACGCAAUCAAGAUGGAGGUCGGCAUCGAAGACUGCCUCCAUAUCGAGUUUGAAUACAACAAGUCCAAGUACCAUCUCAAAGACGUCAUCGUGGGCAAGAUCUACUUUCUUCUCGUGCGCAUCAAGAUCAAGCAUAUGGAGCUCUCCAUCAUCCGCCGCGAGACAACAGGCGCCGCACCCAACCAGUACAACGAGUCCGAGACCAUCACCAAGUUCGAAAUCAUGGACGGCGCCCCCGUCCGCGGCGAGACCAUCCCCAUCCGCCUCUUCCUCGGCGGCUUCGAGCUCACGCCCACCUUCCGCGACGUCAACAAAAAGUUCAGCACGCGCUACUACCUCAACCUCGUCCUCAUCGACGAGGAAAACAGACGCUACUUUAAGCAGCAGGAAAUCACCGUGUUUAGGAUCCCCGAAAACUAG
Moesziomyces aphidis is the source of this 1476-nucleotide messenger RNA. The record is from the annotation of a GenBank genome assembly. NCBI's taxonomy places the organism in Eukaryota, Fungi, Basidiomycota, Ustilaginomycetes, Ustilaginales, Ustilaginaceae.